Messenger RNA from Panicum virgatum (switchgrass), 1506 nucleotides. RefSeq names its product protein VASP homolog. The coding region runs from base 196 to 1143 and encodes 315 amino acids. The record is from RefSeq and is a predicted model, not a curated record. The transcript is spliced from 2 exons. NCBI's taxonomy places the organism in Eukaryota, Viridiplantae, Streptophyta, Magnoliopsida, Poales, Poaceae.
GCCCGACGCUCCCACCCUCCCCCUCUCGUCUCGCCUCCUCCGCCUCCGCCUCCGCCCCCGCAUUUACCGUCUCGCUUUAUAUCCCGUCCCGUCCGCCGGCAGCAGCACGCGCACGACGCCGUAACUAGACCGACGCUCUCGACUCACGCCUUGUCUCUCCUAUCCCAGUGACUGUGACCAGCAACAGCCAGCAGCAUGGGGACGACGGAGGCACCGGCGGCGGCCACGGCCAAGAAGCUGCCGCCGCUGUUCCUCGUCCGUGCGCGGUCGCGGGCUAGCCGAGUAGCCGACCUAGGCGACACGAGCGAUGCCGCCGCGUGGCCGUCGGGGCCGCCUGACACGCCGCCGCGCCGCUCGCCCGUCACCGUGCCGUUCCUCUGGGAGGAGGCGCCCGGGAAGCCCAAGGCGCCGCCACAACAGCCGAGCGACGGCGGGACCGGAACCGGCGCCCCGGACGCCCCCGCAGGCCCCGUCGUCCCGUCAGACGUCGCCGCCGCAGCCGACGCUGCUGCUAACACUACUACUACUACCCCUGCCACCGGCGCCGGCGAUCGCGACAACGGCGGCGACCGGGAGGAGGAGGCGCGCCCCGCGCCGCUGAAGCUGCCGCCGCGGCUGCAGCGCGUGGCUUCCGCGAAGCAGCAGCGCGACGGCUCGCCCUCCCCCAGGACCGUGCUCCACGCCCCUCACUACUACGGCUGCGCCGGCGGCGGCAGGAGGCCGCCGACGCCGAGGAGGACCACCGCCAGCGGCUUCGCUGCGACGCCGAGCGCCGGCGUGAGCCUCUUCUCCCUGAGCAAGAUCGCAGCACCGGCGGCGGGGACCAAGAGGCACAAAGGCGGCUGCGACGGCCGCGACCAUCUCAGCGCAGCGGCCCCGGACGCCCCGUGGGGUUCGCCGGCGGCGUCGUCGGCCUCGUCGUCGUCUUCGUCGUCCCUGUCCGCCAGCUGCUUCGGCGACGACCCCGGCCACCGCCGCGCGGCCGACGGGCGCGAGGACGGUUCGUCGGAGGAGGACGAGUGCGCCGCGGGGUCCGUGCGGAUCACCCGGUUCAGACGGAACCGGAGCCUCCCCGCCAUGACCACGUCUCACCUCUGGGCAAGUAUCCGAAAGAGCUUCAAGCAGAUUACUCCAUGGAGCUAGAUCUAUCCAAGUUCGGCGAUCACGAGGUGCCGACAACACUACUGGAAAUAAUCGGGCCAGGGGCGCUAAAUUGCAACUGUCCACAGAGAUUUUAGGAAGUGUACAAGUAUAUGCAACAAGGCAAUGCAAAAGUACGGCUCCAUGUACAUAGCUAAAACGUUGUAACGCAUGGUGCCAAUGUUGCGCAUGCCCCAAACUAAGUACUCGUACAGCCGAUUAUAUUUGAGCCUCUCAAUAUUUGAUACGGCAAUAACAAUGUAGAACCAUGUGUUCAUCAAGAACUAAGUACUCGUAUAUAUGUAUUGUGCAAAAUGCCGUCACAACUCACAUUAUACUAUAUAUAUAAACGGCAUCAUGCGCCAU